AUGAUCCUUCAUAGGCGACAAGUAAGAGAACUUAGGUCUCAAGAUAGGACAGUGACUACUAAUAGUGUCUUUCCCAUUGUCUUUGAUACUGUGCCUGAGUUCCAACCUACAUUGAUCAAUAUGGCCGCCAAUGAAAACAAUGGCAAUGAGAAUGGGAAUGAUGCUAAUAGAACCAUUAAAGAAUUGGCUGCCCCUGAUGUGCAUUAUCAACCCUUGUGUAUUCACUAUCCUCAAUUGGAGGCAAACUUUGAACUGAAAUCUGGAUUGAUACAUUUGCUUCCUAAGUUUCAUGGUCUUGCAGGUGAAGAUCCACACAAGCAUCUAAAGGAGUUUCAUGUGGUAUGCUCCACCAUGAGGCCGCAAGGGGUUGAUGAAGAACAAAUAAAGCUAAGGGCAUUCCCUUUCUCUCUUGAUGGAGCUGCUAAAGACUGGCUGUAUUACUUGCCACCCGCUGCCAUUACCAAUUGGGAUGGCCUGAGGAGAAUAUUUCUGGAGAAGUUCUUCCCUGCUUCCAGAACAGCAGCCAUCCGGAAGGACAUCUGUGGCAUCCGACAGAUGGGUGGAGAAAGCUUGCAUGAGUAUUGGGAGAGAUUUAAGAAGUUGUGUGCUAGCUGUCCUCAUCACCAGAUAAGUGACCAGCUCCUCAUUCAAUAUUUUUAUAAAGGCUUGCUCCCCAUGGACAGGUACUUAGUGGAUGCUGCGUCUGGAGGAGCCUUAGUGGAAAAGACACCAGCUGCAGCCCGGGACUUAAUUUCAAAGAUGGCUCAAAAUGCACAACAAUUUGGUACUAGGUUGAACACUCCCAUGAAGACUGUCAAUGAGGUUGGUUUUGCUGCACCUAUGGACCAACAGAGAAUAGAGAAUAGGCUGGAGGAAUUAACUUCAAUGGUUCGCCAGUUAGCCCUUGAUCGAAACCAGCCCCCGCAGAAUUUGGAGACACAGAUUGGGCAGUUAGCAACUAACAUAAAUGAGCUAAGGAGUCAAGGCUCGGGUCAACUACCUUCACAGCCAAUAUCCAAUCAAAAGGGAAAUGUGAGUGCGAUCAUGCUGCGUAGUGGUAAAGAAGUGAAUGUUCCAAAGAAGGCACAAGAAGAAACCGGUAGAAAAGAAGAGUCGCAUCCCCUCUCAAUUCAAGGGGCCAAGCAGCACAUCAACAAUGAUCAGGUCCAGGGAGAGAACCCCUACACCAAUCCAUUGCCUUUUCCCCAUAGAGCCACUCAAAACAAGAAGAGGGUUGAAGCUGAGUUGGAUAAGGAGAUCAUGGAGACUUUCCAGAAGGUCGAAGUCAAUAUACCACUCUUGGAGGCCAUCAGAUAG
This is a messenger RNA of Diospyros lotus (date-plum), 1317 nucleotides long. RefSeq lists its product as uncharacterized. The coding region runs from base 1 to 1317 and encodes 438 amino acids. The transcript is spliced from 2 exons. NCBI's taxonomy places the organism in Eukaryota, Viridiplantae, Streptophyta, Magnoliopsida, Ericales, Ebenaceae. The record is from RefSeq and is a predicted model, not a curated record.